Molecule: messenger RNA, 1620 nt
Organism: Penicillium coprophilum
Lineage: Eukaryota; Fungi; Ascomycota; Eurotiomycetes; Eurotiales; Aspergillaceae
Exons: 4
Coding region: 1-1620 (539 amino acids)
Source: RefSeq, a predicted model, not a curated record
AUGCCGCAUCAUGUUCUAACCAAGAAAUCAAAACAGUACUGCAGCAAAGAAUGUCAAAAAGAACAUUGGCCCUCGCACAAGGAGGAUUGUAAUCACAGUCUGGCACAGGAUUCAUGGAAGCCAGAUUGGCAUACAGAAGGGCGAGAGCCAACUUUCUUCACAGAAGACCCAUCUGAGCCGAACACGAAUGAGGGCAAAAUAUCAUGGUGGGGAACUAUGCCAGCAUUGGAUUUGCUGAAACUGGAUAGAAAUGAAGGCCAGGAUGUGCCCCCCAAGAUCCGUAUUCUUAUUGCAUCGUCACACGAUAUUCGAAACAUGAUCGAAACAAUCGCUCGCCUGCCAGAUACGUAUUCGGGGCAAUGUGAGAUCCUGAUGAAUGGAAUACACACCGGGAUUUUCGCUCAGAAUAUCAUCCUUCUGUUGACAGCUUUCCAUUUUCGACCGGAGGAAGCUGCGCCUAUGAUGAUCCACUUGUGGUAUUCGGCUUUGAUUCCCGCGUCUGUUCUCGCAGCACUUCAAGCAAAGCUCCAGCCGUCGAUCCGGAAAGUCUGCUCCGAGGCUGCACAGAAACGUGCCCUUCAGUAUUUCAAAUGGAUUUGGAAGAAGAACAAAUCAUCUUUACAUGUGGAGCUUUCGAGAGAUGAUUGGGAACGUCUCCGAGAAUCUCUUCAGGUUCCUGGUCGUCUUUCUGCUGCCACGGCUGCCCGUAAUCGACAGAAGGUCACAUUGCCGACAAACAGCGAGGACCUCCUCCAUAGGUCUCUCCAUGGACAGCCUCCAUAUUGGCGUGUCGCCACGUUGAAGUUCCGCCGUGAUGGCAUAUUGUUGCCGUUUGGGUGCUCACGCAAAGAUUUUGACACUCCUAACCCGACAAUUUUCUCUGCUAGCCAUUCUUGGCCCAUGCCAGACAAUGCAGAUCCGCGCACUAGUUGGAACCUUUUGGAGAUAUGCGAUGGACCGCACGCUGCGGGUUAUGCUGCGAAGAAUGAUCUGUACGGCAUGAUUUUCAUCCAUCUCCGAGAGACUAUCUUGGAGUUCUGUCGCCAAAUUUCGAAGCGAGAUAUUAGCAUUCGGCUUCUUUCUAUCGAUUCACUUGAACUACCGAAAUAUUUCAACGAGUCGAGCGGACAUCCAGGAUUUGAUCGAAUUGAGUCAUACGUAACUGCAGAGAAAGAUGUGCUUGGGAUUGAUCUCAACCUCGCCAUAUUUAGCCAGCUACUGAAGCCGAAGACUCAAAACCCAAAGGCCAUGCUGCUUGUCCUCUUUAUGCGCGACAUUGAAAACAUGUGGAAUUUUGACUCACUUGGCAGGGACAUGGCUCGUGCUGCAAAAUACCUCCCCGAACCCGAGUCGUCGCACAGAGACGAUGCAGACGAGAUGAGACUCAGGCGAUCGAGCUCUUUUUUCCGAGAUGUCAGUAAAUUGUUCGAUCUUUACAAAAAGGCAACAGGGUUUAAUGGACUCACCAGCAAGUACGGGCUGAAGAUGAGGGGCAACAACACAAUCGUGGCCCACUGGCCAAUGCGACCCGGAAAACAUGCUCUCCAGCGUGUGUUUGACAUCCUUGAGGCAUCCGGCGCCAGUGGUUGUGAGCGCUAUGUCGAGUGGGAAUGGGCAUAA